AUGCCUCCCAAGAAGGCAUCGAAGGGAAAGCAGAAGUCAAAGCAAUUACCGAAAUACCCGGAGUCCACAGGGAAGAACCCAUGUGGAAAUACUGCUAGCACUCAGAUUGGACUGGCCAUGGAGCGUCCGGUAGCACCAUCCAGACUGGCUAUGCAGCCACCAGCCGCGCCCCCCCCACAACCAAGGCCGGUGCCAUAUGUACGAUCCCUGCAGCAGGGGCUACCAUAUAUGUACGAUACGACAGUUGGUCCAUCGAUGGCAUCGUAUGCACGGUCCCCACAGCAGCGCCCCCCGCAGAUGAACCUUCCUAGCUGGGACAUGAGGGGCGGCCCAUCCUCAAUACCUCCCUCUAACCAGCAAUCGAUAGCUGGCCCAUCAACCGUACCACCUACUCGAUUUCAGCAGCAGAUACCCACACAGUCCACUACCCGUGUGCAGACUCCCAUGCUCAAUGUGGAAGGAGUCCACCAGGCUGUCGAGAGCUACAGGUCAGGCCUGAGGAUGCGGCCAGGCCACAGUGACACAUUGCCAAGACCAGGUGAACUGAUACGGGGCGAGGAAUUUUCAACUGGCGUGAUUCGGGUUGUACCUGGAUCCUCGAGAGCCAUUCGCAAGCCCGUCCACCUGUGCCUCCCUCCUGUAGAACCCGCAGGCACGGGUCACAUAGCCCAACCAGGCUUGGGUUACCCUGCCAUUAGUGGUCAACCUCUCGCAUCCAACAGUACCCAACCACCUCCACCGUCAUCAGUCACCACCUCGCGCAUUGUUGACAGCGCUCGCAAUGUAUUCAAGAGGGAUUUUCUCAACAACUUGAUGGUGGCAAGCAACAAUUUAAAGGACAUGGCGCAGCGCGCAUUCAAUAAGGGAGUGGAGACGCAUUCAUCAUCAUCGACAAUGGACUCCGUCAACGCAUGGGUAGUUGAAAGCCAAAAGACCGAGCUGAAGAAGCUCAAAACCAUUCCGAACACCAUCCGAAGUAUCUUCAAAGAUGUAGGUCGAUCCGCAGUUGAUCUUGCGCUCCCUAUCAGUGAGCGGGGCAAAGAGUUGGUGCACCAGAAGAUUUACAUUGAUAGCCUCUGCAUUGGCUUCGCUUACCUCGACGAUCCAGACACUAAUGCAGCGUUUGGAAACCCUGCCCUCUUCCGCAUAAUCAGCCGCGUAUUGCACGAGAAGAGGUUGUCCCGCUGGAUUGACCCAAACAAGCGGGAUCUCAACAAUAUCAUUGCAUUCUCUGGCACAAUCUUAGUUUGGGCACUGCAGGAGCAUGCUAACGGCUUGAACGGCAAAUCAGAAUUUGUCGUCGAGGACAAUAGGGCAACAUUCGAUUCAAUCGUCCAACGUUUGGACAGCCUGUCGCCGUCGCAGAGGGCAGCUGUAGAUAAGCUCGUUGAUGAUAUUUUUGCCGAGAUGCAGUAA
Suillus plorans is the source of this 1416-nucleotide messenger RNA. RefSeq lists its product as uncharacterized. The record is from RefSeq and is a predicted model, not a curated record. The transcript is spliced from 6 exons. Lineage: Eukaryota; Fungi; Basidiomycota; Agaricomycetes; Boletales; Suillaceae. Bases 1 to 1416 code for a protein of 471 amino acids.